Lactuca saligna is the source of this 3610-nucleotide messenger RNA. Lineage: Eukaryota; Viridiplantae; Streptophyta; Magnoliopsida; Asterales; Asteraceae. The record is from the annotation of a GenBank genome assembly.
AUUACAUAAUUUUGUUACCCAAAUAUGUCAAUUCCCAGAAACAAAUACCCAGAGACCCUACUUUUUUGAAAGGAAAAAAAACCUCUGAUACCGAAGUUUCAACCCUAAUCGGAAAAUCCACUUUCUUUGCUGAACUUUCAAGGAGACGCGAACAAAGGAAGACGAACUUUCAAGGAGACACGAACAAAGGAAGUCGAUCUCCUUCCAGAGUUUAUCGCCAUCAUUCCAUUGUUUUAUUCUCAUUUCAUAUUCAGCUUUGGCUUAUAGUAUAAUGGCUUCCUGCCAAGAAAAAGACGAAUUCCGCUUCAGGGUUUUAGAAGGGUGCUAGUACGUGCCAUAUCUACAUACGAGGAACCAGUGAGAGUUGAGUGCGUCUAACAACGUUUCACCGGUUAUUGAGAAGAUCCUAUUCUGGAGGUAGGAGGCAGAGCGAGAAAGAAACCUGAAAAAUGCAGCCAGAUAUUAGAAAAUGGUUCGUGAAGCCACAUGACAAAUCAGAUGAUAAUGGCAAAGCACCAAAACCUGCAAAACCCACACUUGCGAUACCUGGAAAGGUGUCAACUGCUAAAGAUGCCUCACCUUCAUCACCCGUGAAAUCAUUACAAGGUGGUCAAGAAAGUUCUGGGAGGCGGAAAACCAGUAAAUACUUUGCCAGUGACAAACAAAACAAAGAAGAUCCAACAGAAGUCUCUGAAUUCACAGCAAAAAGAAAGGCAAAGAGUGAUGAUGUGAAACCUUCACCUGUAAAGAAGUCACGGAAAGUGGAUGAUGAUGAUGAUGACGACUUUGUAAUGCCUAAAACUGAAAAAAGCUCAGUUGAAACAACUCCUAGUAAGAAACUUAAGAGUGGUUCAGGUAAGGGGAUUCCCAAUGCAAGUGUGAAAGAAGAUGAUGUUGUGACAAGUCCUAAAUCUGCUGGAAGAGGUCGGGGUAGGGGUAGGACAGCUGGCGGAAGGGGGACAAAGUUGGAAAGUGAUGAGGGCAAUGCUGAUGAUGAUGAGGAUGCUAAGGAGGUUAAGUCUGCUGGCCGUGGUCGCGGUGGAAGGGGUGGUUCAGCGGCGGCAGGUGGUGGAAGAGGUGGUGGACGCGGUGGAUUCAUGGCUUAUGGUGAAAGAAAAGAUCCUCCCCACAAAGGAGAAAAGGAAGUUCCGGAAGGUUCUUCUGAGUGUUUAUCUGGUUUGACAUUUGUCAUCAGUGGAACACUCGACAGUUUGGAAAGAGAAGAAGCUGAAGAUUUGAUUAAACGAUAUGGUGGUCGUGUUACUGGAUCUGUCAGCAAGAAAACGAAUUAUCUUUUAUGCGAUGAAGAUAUUGGUGGAAGGAAAUCAGCAAAAGCAAAAGAGCUAGGUACUGGUUUUCUCACUGAGGAUGGAUUGUUUGACAUGAUUCGUGCAUCAAAUCGUUCAAAAUCCACCAAAAAAGAAGAUCCCAAGAAACAAGUGGACAAAAUAGCUACAUCUUCAAAAGCAAGCCCUAUUAAAGGAGGAAAUAAAAAGGAAGAAGUUCGUGAAUCUCCACAAAAGGGUAAAGCUACCACGCAUGCUAGUCCAGGUGUUGCUUCUUCCAUGCGGAAAAAACCAACAGUGGGCCAGUCUUCACUACCAUGGACAGAAAAGUACAAACCAAAGGUUCCAAAUGACAUCAUAGGGAAUCAGUCUCUAGUAAAGCAGCUUCAUGAUUGGUUGAUACAUUGGAAUGAUAAUUUCCUAAAUGGUGCCAGCAAGGCGAAGGGAAAGAAACAGAGCGACUCAGGGGCAAAGAAGGCAAUAUUGCUAAGUGGUACACCUGGCAUAGGGAAGACCACAUCAGCAAAGUUGGUUAGUCAGAUGCUUGGGUUCCAGACAAUUGAGGUUAAUGCCAGUGAUAGUCGUGGAAAAGCUGAUUCCAAAAUUGAAAAGGGAAUUGGUAGUAGCACUGCUAAUUCUGUUAAAGAGCUUGUGAGUAAUCAAUCUUUAAGUGUUGACUUUGACCGGUCAAAGCAUCCAAAGGCAGUGUUGAUUAUGGAUGAGGUUGAUGGUAUGUCUGCUGGCGAUAGAGAAAAGAUUCAAGUAAAUGAGGUGGCACUUGAGGAACUAGCUGAAAGAGUUAAUGGAGAUAUGCGUAUGGCUCUGAAUCAAUUACAAUACAUGAGUCUCUCAAUGUCUGUCAUUAAGUUUGAUGAUGUCAGACAACGCCUUCUUACUAGCUCUAAAGAUGAAGACAUUUCUCCGUUUACAGCAGUUGAUAAGUUGUUUGGUUACAAUGGUGGAAAGCUACGGAUGGAUGAACGGUUUGAUCUGAGCAUGAGUGAUAUGGAUUUAGUACCUCUUUUGAUUCAGGAAAACUAUAUAAACUACAGGCCAAGUACAGCUGGCAAAGAUGAGAAUGGUCUCAAGAGGUUGAACUUGAUUGCACGUGCUGCUGAUUCUAUUGCAAGUGGAGAUAUAAUCAAUGUACAAAUAAGAAGAUACCAAAAGUGGCAACUCUCUCAAAGUAGCUCACUUGUGUCAGCUAUAAUCCCGGCUGCUUUGCUACGUGGACAAAGGGAAACACUUGAACAGGGUGAACGAAACUUUAACAGAUUUGGGGGGUGGCUUGGAAAGAACUCUACCAUGGGAAAGAAUUAUAGGCUUCUUGAAGAUGCUCAUGUUCAUCUUUUAGCUUCUCUACAAUUCAAUUUGGGCAGGUCGACCCUGUGUCUCGAUUACAUGUCUCUUCUACUUAAGCACAUGACUGAUCCAUUGAAGACACUGCCAAAGGAUGAAGGUGUUGAAAAGGUUGUGGAGUUUAUGGAUGCAUACUCCAUUAGUCAGGAGGAUUUUGAGUCACUGAUGCUGAUGUCCAAGUUUCAGGGGCGACCUAAUUUACUUGAGGGUGUGCAACCUGCUGUGAAAGCUGCACUGACAAAGGCAUACAAUAAAGGAAGCAAGACACGAGUGAUACGAACAGCAGAUUUGAUCACACUUCCAGGCAUUAAAAAAGCUCCAAAGAAACGGGUUCAAGCAAUGCUAGAGCCAGUGGAUGUUGGUGAUGCAAUAGUGGAGAAUGAAGAAAACAACUCGGAUGAUGUUGAGGAUUUGGAAGGUGAUGCUGAGGAGGAAAAGCCUAAAGUGGACAUUGCAAGCCUCUCUUCAAAAGGAAUUCAAGUACAAGUGGAUGCAAAAAAGGCUUCAGGCUCAAAGAAGGCCCCUGCUGCAGGAGGAGGAGGCAGGGGAAGAGGGGGUGGUGCUGCUCCCAAACGGAAAAGAUGAAGGAUAGGUUUUUUGGUUUUGGUUUUGUGAAGUUAUCUGUUUUUGGUGUUUGUGGGUGAUGUGUUGUAAACAAUGAAAAAAUGUCUUGAGAGUUUUCAAGAUAUGCAAUCUUUGGUACGAGUUUGUUGUUUUGGAUGAUCCUAGUCUCUUUUUGCAAAGCUGAGGUUAUAAGUCGAUUAUAGUUCAAGUAGAUGAAUAAUUUAAGUAUAUAUAUAUAAUUAAAAUAAAGUUAUAGAAUCAUAUUAUAGAAGUAAGAAAAAUGAUUCACCUGAGAUAAAAAAUUCAAUAUGGUAUUGUAUGAGCCUAUGAGGACUUCUAGACAUUCAUUGCAGUAUGAUGAUUCAUAUUUCAUUUAAUGAUUAUAUUUACUGUUUGUAAGC